This is a messenger RNA of Prosopis cineraria, 1702 nucleotides long. Its product is annotated as hydroquinone glucosyltransferase-like. NCBI's taxonomy places the organism in Eukaryota, Viridiplantae, Streptophyta, Magnoliopsida, Fabales, Fabaceae. The transcript has a single exon. Gene Ontology annotation, molecular function: UDP-glycosyltransferase activity. The record is from RefSeq and is a predicted model, not a curated record. Bases 46 to 1479 code for a protein of 477 amino acids.
AGAAGCUAGAAAGCCAAUUAUUGCUCAGAAUUAAGCUUAGCUUCCAUGGAGAAAACAAUUCACAUAGCUGUCAUUCCCAGUGCAGGGCUCACCCAUCUCAUCCCCAUCAUUGAGUUCUCAAAGAAAAUGCUUCAGCUUUGCCCAGAUUUUCAUGUUACCUGCAUCAUUCCCACACUUGGGUCUCCUUCCUCUGCCACCAUAGCCUACCUUCAAUCUCUUCCUUCAAAUUUACACUACAAUUUUCUCCCUCCGGUUCAUGAAGAGGACAUUAUGCCUCAUCAAAAUGAUCAACCAGUUCAUAUUGCAGUCCAAAUUCAACGUGUAGUGACUCUCUCACUGCCAUAUAUUCGUCAGGAAUUGGAGUCCUUGAGUUCAAGAAAUGGCCUUGCAGCUUUAGUUACUGAUACUUUUGCAAUGGAAGCAUUAGAUAUUGGUUCAGAACUCAACAUAUUAUCGUAUGUGUACUGCCCCUAUUCUGCCAUGGCUUUAUCUCUUUUCAUGUAUGCACCAGAUCUGGUGGAGAAGACAAUCUCUAUGGAGUUCAGAGACUUGCAAGAUCCCAUAAAGAUGCCAGGUUGUGCGCCAAUACAAGGAAGAGAUCUCAUAGACUCUGUUCAAGAUCGAAGCAACUUAGUUUACAAGCAAUUUCUUGAACGUUGCAGAAGACUCAAUCAUGCUGAUGGAAUUCUUGUUAAUAGUUUCCCAGAAUUGGAAACUGAGACAAUUAAAGCCUUACAGGAAGGUUUCAAAGACAAGCCCCAGAUUUAUUCUGUAGGACCUAUUUUACAAAGUGGGUCAUCAAGUAGUGAGCCACAUGGAUUGGAAUGUUUAAAAUGGUUGAACAAUCAACCACCCAGAUCUGUUCUCUAUGUUUCAUUUGGGAGUGGAGGAACACUGUCUCAAGAUCAACUCAAUGAACUGGCUUUAGGGUUGGAACUAAGUGGUGAAAAGUUCUUAUGGGUUGUGAGAGCCCCAAGUAAUUUUGCUAGUGCUGCUUAUCUUGCUUUAGAAAAUAAGAAUCCAUUAAAUUUCUUACCAGAAGGGUUCAUGAAGAGAAUCAAAGAGAAAGGUUUAGUUAUUCCUUCAUGGGCACCUCAAAUUCAAAUACUUAGCCACAAUUCCACUGGUGGAUUUUUGAGCCAUUGUGGUUGGAAUUCUAUCCUUGAAAGUUUGCAGAAAGGAGUGCCAUUGAUAGCAUUUCCUUUGUUUGGAGAGCAAAAAAUGAAUGCUGUUUUGCUAACGGAUGGUUUGAAGGUGGCAUUAAGACCAAAGGUUAACGAAAAGGGCAUAGUGGAAAGGGAUGAAAUAGCAAAAUUGAUAAAGAGUUUGAUGGAAGGGGAAGGAGGUAAAGAGAUUCAUGAAAGAAUGAAGCAUUUACAAGAUUAUACUGCUAAUGCCAUGAGAGAAGAUGGUUCUUCUGCAAAAACACUCUAUCAAGUAGGACUCAAAUGGAAAAAUUUGGGUGGGAUUGGGGAAUGAUAAAAUUCUCUUUUGCUACCUAUUCUUCUUUAUUUAACAUUCAAUUUGGUUAUUGUUAGAGCCACGAAUGGCCAGUUUUCUUCUUAACCUAAAAUAUCUAUGAACUUAUUUUUGUACUAGAUAUUAUUUUCACCGUUUUUAUAUUCUUUAUCUUAAUUUAUUUUAUUUAAUAAUCUUGUCUCAUUGUAUUAUUUGGUGUAUGACUGACCAGCAUUGAACAUGA